Messenger RNA from Microthlaspi erraticum, 3789 nucleotides. The record is from the annotation of a GenBank genome assembly. NCBI's taxonomy places the organism in Eukaryota, Viridiplantae, Streptophyta, Magnoliopsida, Brassicales, Brassicaceae.
AUGGCGAGCGCGGCACGGGGAGAGAGCAGCAAUUCAUACGGCGGAUUGGGAAUCGGGGGGAAGUUCCGGAAGCCGACGGCUCGGAGGUCUCAGAAAACUCCGUAUGAUCGACCACCGACUUCUGUGAGGAACUCUGGACCUGGGGGCGGAGAAGACAAAGGUGGCGGCUGGUUGUCGAAAUUGGUGGAUCCGGCACAGAGGCUUAUUAAUUACAGCGCUCAUAAGCUCUUCGCGUCGGUUUUCCGCAAACGCCUCGUCUCAGGUGAGACGCCCUUACAGUCGCCAGAGCAGCAGCAGCUUCCAGAAAGAGAUGUGGUUCAGGAGACGAAGGUAGGACACACGGAGGCCAACUCUGCCUUGUCCAUGAAGAAUGACUUGAUUCGGACUGAACACGUGAAUGCAUCCGCCAAUCCAACCAAGGAUGGAUUCACAGAUCUUGAGAAAAUUUUGAAGGAGAAAACUUUUACAAGAUCUGAAGUCGAUCGACUUACAAACUUGCUGCGCUCGAAAGCUGCUGAUUCAUCCACUAUAAAUGGGGAGCAGAGAAAUGAUGUGAGUAUUGUGAGGCAUCCGCUAUCUCAUGAGAGGGAUAGGGUGCAUCCAGAUAAUGGAAGUAUGAGCGCCCUUGUUACGAAACCUCUUGGAAGUUCGAGGGCUCUCGAGGAGUGCAUUGCUUCGCCAGCACAGCUUGCAAAAGCCUACAUGGGUAGCAGGCCUUCAGAAGUUACUCCUUCUAUGCUGGGGUUGCGCGGUCAAGGGGUUAGGGAAGAUUCUGUUUUUCUGAACAGAACCCCUUUUUCGUCCAAGUCGCCUACAAUGUCACUGGUGCCAAAGCCUUCUGGGCAGAGACCUUUGGAAAAUGGUUUUGCCACCCCUAGAUCUCGGGGAAGAUCUGCUGUUUAUAGCAUGGCCAGAACACCAUACUCUAGGCCUCAGUCCACUGUGAAGAUUGGGUCUCUGUUUCAGGCAUCUCCAAGCACAUGGGAAGAAAGCUUGUCUUCUGGUUCCAGACAAGGGUUUCAAUCGGGUCUCAAACGGAGGAGCUCAGUCUUAGAUAAUGAUAUAGGAUCUGUGGGCCCUGUAAGGAGGAUUCGCCAGAAGUCUAACCUUUCAUCUAGAAGCUUGGCUCUGCCUGCCUCAGAAAGCCCACUUUCUGUUCGUGCCAGUGGUGGACAAAACAUUACACAUACAUCUAAAGAUAAUGCGGAGAAUCUUCCUCGUUCAAGUUUUAUGCUUACCCCUUCCCAGUCCAGGGAGACGGCUUCAAAAAUAUUCCAGGAAAUUGAUAAAAUGGGUUCAACAAAGGAGAAAUCACCAAGUAAAUUAUCACCAUCUAUGCUACGUGGCCCGGCUCUCAAUAGCCUCCAGAAUGUGCCGGAGGCAAGGUUCUUGGAAACUCUUCCUGAGAAGAAGGCUAAUUCCCCAGGUUCUAGUUACCAAAAGCAGGAAAAGUCUAGAGAGAGUGGCUCCAGAGAGGUUUUAACUCUGCGUGAAAAGACAAGUGGUGCUGCUGAUAACACAAGCAAAACUGGUUCCAGUCAAGAUCAUGAUACUCGUGGUAAAGGCGCUUAUAUGCCUCUCACGAGUUCUUUGGAAGAGCAUCCUCCAAAAAAGAGAGCAUUUCGGAUGAGUGCGGAUGAGGAUCUCAUGGAGUUCGAUGAUGAUCAUGGUGCGGCAUCUGCUCCAUUUCAAGUGGUAGAAAAACAGAAUGCCUUCAAAGUCGAGAAAGGUGUUGGUAUCAGCAUGCCUAAAGGGGAGAAAUCACUUGCUUCGUCUGUUGCCAUGCCCUCUACGUCGUAUAUUCCUAAUGGUAUUUCUAAUGGAUCUCUGGAAACCGGAGGAAGCCAAUUUUCUGCAAUCCCCAUUGAAGCUGUGCAGCAAAGUAAUAUGGCCUCUGAGCCAGCUUCAAAGUUGAUCCUAGGGGCUGAGAAAUCGAGCAUUUCUCCUGGCAAGCUAACCUCGGAAGAGAAAGUUCUCUCUCUGGAAGAGCCUAAAAAAGCCGCUGCUGUAUUUCCCAACAUCUUUUCACCACCUGUGGCCACUGGCUUAUUAAAUCAUAACGCUGAUGCAUCUGUAGACAUCAAGUUAGAAAAUACGAACAGCUCUACUUUUGGAGUAUCAGAGGCUUUGGCAAAGCCAACUGAUUCAAAGAAAAUUGUCUGCAACAGUGCUUCUGGAUCUGAGUCAACUGCCUUAGCUGCAUCAACCAUCAAUGGUAGUAUAUUCUCAAGUGGAGCGAACACUGUUAGUCAACCUCAGAAUAAUGGCUCUCUUGACUCAACCCCUUCGUUCCCACCUAGUGUAUUUGGAAAGUUGCCUGCUAAUACCAGUAACGACAGCAACCCCAGCAACGACUCACAAUCAACUUCAGCACCUCCCCUCUCUUCUUCAUCAGUUUUCAAGCUUGGGGAACCUGCUGCUCCAUUUUCUGCACCUAGCAGUCAUGUCAUAAAUGAGACUGAAGUAAAAAACUCAACAUCUGGAAAUGUAGCCAAUUUCAAGUUUGGUGGUAUGGCUUCAGCAGAUUCAAGCACUGGCAAUGUUUUUGCUGCUAAAUCCUCAGAAAUUAAAAGCGUGCCUUUUGUGUUUGGGAACGCAUCUCCUGCUGUGGCAGAUGCAGGUAAUAAUAUCUUAGGUGGGAGCACAUUGAAUCCUUCUGCUGCACCAUCUUCUGGACCUGGAAGCUCUGGAAGUUUAAUGUUUGGUGCGACAUCUUUCUCAGCCCCUGGGACAGAGGCGAGCAAACUUUCUGUGAGUUCCUCUCCUGCAUUUGCCAGCUCUGGUAGCAUGUUCGGAAGUUCAUCUGCAAACAGUGUUUUUGGAUUCAAUGCUGGUUCAUCAGCCUCUGCUGCCAGCUCUCAAUCUCAGGCCUCAAAUCUCUUUGGUGCUGUUACUGAGAACGCACCCACAACCACAACCCAAAGCAUGCCCUUUCAGUUUGGGUCAUCUGGACCUGCAACUUCGUUUGGUUUGUCUGGGAACACUUCUAUUGCAUCAAACAGUUUUACAUUCGGAUUAUCAAAGUCGGAACCUGCUGCUUUUACUACUAUCGCCCCAGCCCCUCAACUGAGUUCGACGAACUCCUCUUCAAGCUCCAGUGGUACGAGCUCUUCCCUAUUUGGGACAAGCUGGCAAGCUCCCAACUCUGCUCCAGCUCCAGGUUCUUCAUCUUCUACGUUUUCCUUUGGAGGAGGAUCUUCUGCUGCGACUGGUUCAAGCACUUUUGCUCCCAUGUUUGGUGCAUCUACCAUCGCGCCAUCAUCUGCACCCGUCUUUGGUUUCAGCUCAACCGGUCCUACCAUUCCUCAGCAGCCGGCAUUUGGUAGCUCAGCGACUCCAUCCCAGUCUCCGUUUGGCAACUCAACUUCCGGGUUUGCGUUUGGUGCAAGUGCCCAACCGACUAACACAAAUGGUUUCAACAAUAACAACCAGCAAGUGAGCAUGGAGGACAGUAUGGCAGAAGACACAGUCCAAGCUAAUAAAUCAUCCAUGGCACAGCCAAUGUUUGGACAACCACCUGUGUCGAUGCCUCAACCAGGCUUUGCCUUUGGCGGAGGAGUAGCAGCAACGCCGCCUCAACCAGGCUUUGUUGCCUUUGGCGGAGGAGGAGCAGCAACACCACCUCCACAAAUGGCUAACCCGUUCCAGUUUGGAGGCCAACCGAUGGGAAGCACACCACAAAACGCAGAAUUCCAAGGAGGAGGGAGCUUUUCACUAGGCAGCACUGGAGGUGGCGAUAAGUCAGGCCGCAAAUUCAUCAGGGUGAAGAAAAACAACAGAAAGAAGUAA